Molecule: messenger RNA, 562 nt
Organism: Thamnophis sirtalis
Lineage: Eukaryota; Metazoa; Chordata; Lepidosauria; Squamata; Natricidae
Source: RefSeq, a predicted model, not a curated record
CGAGAGUAGGAAGCGGAAGACCAACAUGGCGAGCACGGUGCUGGUGGAAGACGAGGGAGGCUUCGGGGACGGGGAAAGGUUGGAUUUCCUCAAGGAACGCCACGUGCGCUUCUUCCAACGCAGCCUUCAGAUUUUGCCCGAACGCUAUUCGUCACUGGAGACCAGCAGGUUGACAGUUGCUUUUUUUGCACUUUCUGGUUUGGAUAUGUUGGAUUCCUUAGAUGUUGUGAACAAAGAGGAUAUAAUAGAAUGGAUUUAUUCUCUGCAAGUCCUUCCCACAGAAGACAGAACAAAUAUGCACCACUGUGGCUUCCGUGGUUCUUCAUAUCUAGGAAUACCUUUCAAUCCAUCUAAGGGGCCUGGUAUUUCUCAUCCAUAUGAUAGUGGGCACAUAGCAAUGACUUACACUGGCCUUUGCUGCUUAAUUAUUCUUGGUGAUGAUUUAAGUCGAGUAAAUAAAGAAGCCUGUUUGGCAGGACUCAGAGCUCUACAGCUGGAAGAUGGGAGUUUUUGUGCAGUCCUUGAAGGAAGUGAAAAUGACAUGAGAUUUAUAUACUGUGCU